AUGACAGAUCAAAAACUCGCCAACCCCGAGAGCAAUCAUGACUCUAUCGACGAUCCGACUACUGUCGCUUCAGCGUCCUCCUCGGACGACAAAUUGAGGUCGCAAUCAACUUUGAACAAGCAUCUACUUGUACCUUCGAGUAGCCUCCAGAGACGGGUCUCAGCAGAAAGCAUUUUUUCUGGAUCAGACAUCUCAGAGUUGUCUUUCAGCUCAACAGAGGUUGGUAGUGUUCAUGCCGAUGGUCUGAUAAGAACAUUGAGUAAUGUCUCCGCAAACUUGAACAGUAUACCUGCUCCUUCGAUGUGGCGUGAGAGACUGCAGGAUUUUUGGGUCGCUAACUACGGCGCAUUUCUUGUUCUGCUCAGCCAGAUGUUUGGCUCCUUGAUGAACAUUGCAACACGACUUCUGGAGACACCAGGAUCGCACGGCGAGCCUAUGCAUCCGUUUCAAAUCCUGUUCGCACGACAAUCUAUCACUGUAGUGAUCACUACUUGCUAUGCGCUAUGGACGAAAUCUGUACCGCACUUUCCUUUGGGACCUCCUGGUCGUGUGAGGUUGUUACUUGUCAGCAGAGGUCUUUUUGGCUUUCUAGGAGUCUUUGGAUUCUAUUAUAGUCUGCUGUACUUGCCAAUCAGUGAAGCUAUAAUCUUGACGUUCUUAGCACCGAUUGGUUCCUGCUAUGCCUUCUCCUUACUAAUUCCUGGGGAAACAUUUCGUAGACAACAACAGAUUGCAGGCUUCAUAAGUUUGACUGGAGUUGUCUUCAUCGCCAGACCAAUAUCGCUGAUUAAUGGCAGUCACAAAGGUGAGAGUUUACCAGAGCCCGUCGCUGGCAACGCCACUAUGCCAUCAAUGGAGUCUCACGCGUCUGCUCAUCCGACGUCCGCAGAGCAUCUAACAGCCGUUGCUGUAGCCAUGAUCGGCGUCGUCGGCGCGAUAGGCGCGAUGACAUCGAUUCGAGCUAUUGGUCAGCGAGCUCAUGCCCUGCUAUCGGUCAACUACUUCUCAGCUUGGUGCACCUUCGUCAGCCUGGUAGCUCUCGUGGUGCUGCCAAGCGUAAAGUUUCGUUUGCCUGGUAACCUCACGGAAUGGGGUCUCCUUCUCAUGCUCGGUUUGGCUGGAUUUAUUAUGCAGUUGCUACUGACUAAGGGCAUGGCUUAUGGAGGAGCGCCAGCUGUUGAGAAGGAAACCCCUGUAAGUACGCAGGUCGACCUUGAGAUGCAGACGCGGACGACAGAGCCUCAGAUGAGCGCUCCAUUAGCUGCUUCUGUUACACCACAAGCUAUUCCUGCACACGAUCAGAAGACGCCGCAGAUCAAGGGAUCUGGAGCCAAAGCUACGUCAAUGCUUUACACCCAGAUGCUGUUUGCACUCAUUUCCGACAAGGUUAUUUUCGGCAUUACCCCUGGGAUAUGGUCAUGGUUCGGAAGUGGGUUGAUUCUGUUUGGCGCCAUCUGGGUUGCGACCGAUGGUGGACAGAAAUCAGCGAAGACAAGUCCAGUUCGGGUCCGAACGCAACGCGGAAGGAAGGGUUCGCUAAAGGACACAAGCAGCCACCAUGAGCAAGUGGGCUUACUUGCUGAUACCGAAGAAAAUGAAGUGUUGCAACAAGGAACCGUCGAUGAAACAGCGUCUCCGGAUUCUGCCUCGAGCUCUGGUUCACGCAUAACAUGA
This is a messenger RNA of Lithohypha guttulata, 1674 nucleotides long. RefSeq lists its product as uncharacterized. The transcript has a single exon. Lineage: Eukaryota; Fungi; Ascomycota; Eurotiomycetes; Chaetothyriales; Trichomeriaceae. The coding region runs from base 1 to 1674 and encodes 557 amino acids. Gene Ontology annotation, cellular component: membrane. The record is from RefSeq and is a predicted model, not a curated record.